UAACAAUCGGUUAUCUAUCGAUAUUAGACUAUCGCUAGCAACACUAUAUUCGACUCGACGACUAUAUUUACAUUUGAAAUUUGACAGAUAACAUAAAGCAUUUUGUAGCAUUUGUUGCUUAUUGCAAUUUUGAAAACGUAACUAAAAAGAGAAAAAUAGGAUAAAUUCUACCAGUGUGAUCUUAAUUUAUACACAAAAAUUGAGUUCUCAUGGCGUAAUUUUUCUUUAUCUGCAGCGGCUAUAAUCAUAUCUAUAAUGGCGUGGAGAAGUCACGGCGUAAAUAAUGCCGACUUGGUCAGAAACUUACGAACAAAUGGUAUAAUAAAGUCAGAUGUGGUUGCAAAUGCUAUGAAUGCAGUGGACAGGAAAAAUUACUGCCCACACUCACCAUACCAAGAUUCUCCACAGUCCAUUGGGUUUUCAGCCACAAUCAGUGCACCACAUAUGCACGCUCACGCACUGGAAAGGUUGAAAAACCAGCUGGUUCCUGGAGAGAAAGCUUUAGAUGUUGGCUCUGGCUCUGGCUACUUGACGGCAUGCAUGGCUAUCAUGCUUGGUGAGACUGGUCGAGUGGUGGGCAUUGAGCACAUACCAGAGCUGGUCACAUUGGCCACUAAAAACCUAAAGAAUGACAACCCUCAACUAUUGUCUUCAGGGAGAAUCAAACUUAUUGCUGGCGAUGGCCGUCUGGGAUAUCCAUCUGAGGCACCCUACAAUGCGAUUCAUGUUGGUGCUGCUGCACCAACUUUACCACAGGCUCUUGUGGAACAGCUCAAGCCUGGAGGACGUCUUAUUGUACCUGUAGGCCCAGAGGGUGGAGAGCAGCACCUUGUUCAGGUCGACAAAGCAGCCGACGGUACGACAAAUGUUAAGAAACUCAUGGGCGUUCUCUAUGUACCACUAACUGAUAGGGAUCACCAGUACCGUCCUUGGCGCUAAUUCCUAUUAAAUCACAAAUGUUUCUUUAUAUCGACUUGUACCAUAAUAACAUAUAUGACAUAUUUAUCUGAAUAAAAAAAAAUAUUUUUAUUGUAAAAACCAUUUAUUUAUUGUUUUGUUUCAUCUUGAUCUUGAUGUAAUAAAUUAUGCUUAUUAAAGUA
Manduca sexta (tobacco hornworm) is the source of this 1100-nucleotide messenger RNA. RefSeq names its product protein-L-isoaspartate(D-aspartate) O-methyltransferase (gene Pcmt). Gene Ontology annotation, cellular component: cytoplasm. The coding region runs from base 256 to 939 and encodes 227 amino acids. NCBI's taxonomy places the organism in Eukaryota, Metazoa, Arthropoda, Insecta, Lepidoptera, Sphingidae. Gene Ontology annotation, molecular function: protein-L-isoaspartate (D-aspartate) O-methyltransferase activity. Gene Ontology annotation, biological process: protein modification process. The record is from RefSeq and is a predicted model, not a curated record. The transcript has 7 exons.